This is a messenger RNA of Phycodurus eques (leafy seadragon), 2074 nucleotides long. RefSeq names its product membrane cofactor protein-like. The record is from RefSeq and is a predicted model, not a curated record. Bases 266 to 1303 code for a protein of 345 amino acids. NCBI's taxonomy places the organism in Eukaryota, Metazoa, Chordata, Actinopteri, Syngnathiformes, Syngnathidae. The transcript is spliced from 12 exons.
GUCUUUGUCUUCUGCUUUUAUGAUCAAGCACUCUGUCAAUGCAUAUGGGAACUGUUGUAUUUCUGCUGAAUUAAGUGCCAGGGAAUUUGUUGUGUGUAAAUGACUGAGGCGACGUGUGACAUCGGUUGAGUCACGUGGUGUUUAUGGUUGCCACGCCUUUUCCCGUCAAACAACUUUGGCGUAUAAAUUCAGCGUCUUGAAAGGAGCUUUUCUUACCGGACCACUGACCUUUCGGAUAUGUGUCGUUACCUGGCCUGAUCCAGUCAUGGAUGUCUCCUCCUUGUUUCUUUUACCAUUCUAUCUUGGCCUUGCCAAGAUCGCUCAAGCUCAAGACUGUUCCAGACCCACUUUAGGUAACGACAUGAACUUGAAGGGCGAUGACAUACUUCUAGACACAUUUCGAGAUGGGAGUAAAGCUCAUGUUGAGUGUGCUGUGGGUUACGUGUGGGCUGGGGGGACUUCAUCCAUCACUUGUACAGCUGGUGUCUGGAGUCCUUUGACACUGCUAUGCGAGAGGACGAACUGUGGCUCUGCAGAAGAAGUGGCGAAUGGAUCUCUUGAUUAUUCAGAGGGGACUCUGUUUGGUGCUACAAUAUAUAUACGUUGCAAAAUUGGUUUCAUAUUGGUUGGUGACUCUGAACGCAUUUGUUUGGCGAGUGGGAAGUGGAAAGGCCACCCACCGUCAUGUGAAGUGGUGACCUGUGACCCUCCUCAGGAGUUGGCUAAAGGCUCUUUCAGCCCCAUAAAGGAGAGCUAUAACUAUGAAGACGUUGUACAGUACACCUGUAUCAAAGACCAUGUCCUCAAUGGAUCCAAAGCAGUAUCAUGCUCCGCUGAUCAUCAAUUCAAACCUGAUGCUCCUGUUUGUAUCGAGGUUAACUGUCAAGAUCUCAAGAUUCAAAACGCUGAGUUGCUUUCAGGUGCUCGACCCCCGUAUGGGCAUAUGGCAUCGGUGACAUUUCAGUGCAUGUCUGGAUACAGGAUGAUUGGAUCUCCCACCCUGACAUGUGACAUCAACAGUCACUGGUCACCAAAACCACUAACUUGUCAGCGAAUAGAAACCACUACUACGACCACAAAACCCAAUGACAAAGAGACACCAAAAGAAAAUAGUGGGAACCAUUUGGGAAUGUCUGUGGGUAUUGCUGUUGCAGUCAUCAUUGGACUAGCGCUCAUCUUAUUCGCUGGAUGCUAUUACUUUGGAGGCCUUGCAUUCAUCAACAAAAAGAACAUAAAUGGCUAUCGGAAAGGCCGCUCCAACGAUGAGGCUGCCAAAGAGGGGGAGGGGGUGGUGCUCUCGUGAGCGCAGGAGUCCUGCUGGCACAACAAUGCUAUAGAUGUGAAGAGAACUGGUUCUGAUGUGUGUGUCGAAUGGACGUCACAGUGUGUCUUGUAACGGAUCAACAAGACGUACAUUUGACACUAUGCUUGAGUUGUGGGAUUUGUCAGCGCUAUGGUUGCAUUAGUAGUAUUAUUUUUUUUUAAAUCCUUACAGAUUUUCUUCACUUCACUUGCAAAUCAGUAAUUUACUAUGUGCUUACAAUUUUCCACUUAUACUCUGAAAUGCAGCUGGUAAAUCAUUGGUAUAUUUCCACAAUAAGUACAAUUUGAUUUGAAGGGGUCUGAAGCAAUGAGCGCUUCCUUCAGGCCUGUCAGAUUUUCCCCAAUUGUCCCAAUGGGAUCUCUGAGGAAGAUGUGUUCUUUAUACCUUCAUGCACUUCCAAGUGUUUUAGCUUGUGGCAAAUAUGUAUUUAUUUUUUACUGCCAAAGACUUGCAUUGUUAUAAACCCAUUUGUUUUGAGCAGCCAAAAGAGGCUUUGCUGCGGACCUGCAUUGUCUUACUAUUGAAGGAAAAGCAGUUUUACGAGAAGAGACUCAAUGUAUUCUGAAUCGUCACCAUUUGACAGUUCACUAUUAAUACUUAGUUUAACAUGCCCCCUAUUUGCUUAAAAAUCUGCUUUUAUAGAUUUAAGAAGCUAAAUCAUGAAAUAAAACAUCUUAGUCUCAUCUCGUCUCUGGUGUUCUGAUUUUAAUCUGGCUGCAGUAAAUCAUGAAAUAAAGCAUCUUAGUCUCA